UGACAAAUCUUGUUCUUAAUCUCUAGUUGCAGUACGCGGUGAUGGCGGAUGCAGAGACUUCCCGCCUGUGUGUUCAGAUUGUCCGGUCACACUUUGGUCCAUUGACGGCGAAUGUUGCAUCUGCGCUACUGACACGGGGAAGACUUUCCCUUCCCCAGCUCAUUCGUUACACGAAGAUUAAACCGCGCACAGUUCGUGCAGCAAUCUUGGUUAUGGUACAACAGAAUAUUUUAUGGCAUUCCAACACCGAGGAGGAGGGCGACAUGCUCGAGUUUAAUACUCUAGAGUGUCUUAUGCGUCUUAGAUUUGGUCGCUUCGUGUGGCAGGCGGAGCAAUUGUUUGGGCCUUCUGGUGCAGAAAUUGUGCAGCUAAUACUAGACCACGGCAAACUUCAGUCGCCAGACAUCAUUUCACGGUUGUCAAUUUACAACCCAAAAAGUUCAAGCCUAUAUACUCAAACAUUGUACAAGCUUAUAUCCGGCGCAUAUCUCAAGCCGUCCACAUUACUCUCGCAUCACUCACCCAGGGACAAACGUAUCAAAUACGAAGCAGAGGAGAAAGCUAAAAUAACGGGUUUCCCAACAGCGAAAGAGUUGCGAGAGGCGCAAGAGACUGCGGAAGCGCGGCUCAAACGGGAGGAAGAAGAAGCGGAGAGUGUAGGCUUGAAGCGGAAGCCGAAAGAUUUGAUCAGCCAUCGGUCGACCAAGCGAAAAGCAACAGAAGAAGACAUGGUUGACGAUGAGGUCUACUUUCGGGUGAAUUUUGACAAAUUCAAUACCUACAUACGUAACAAGGUCAGUCCCACGAAUACCCGUUGCUUGUUCUUUUCUUGGCUCUAUUCUGAUGUGAUUUGCCAGCUCAUCGAGAUGGCUGCAGGAGAGCGUUUUAAUCGAAGUGCUGCUCUUGUCAUGCGAGCUACGCUAAAAGCGACUGAAGCCAGACAAAAGAGUGUAUCCGAUGCGAGAUCAGAUCCUACAUCAACCGCUGCGAUUGCCAUGCUUAUUUCCGAUGACGACGACCUUUCAACAGGUCUUGUCACGUCAACAAAAAAAGCGUCUAGUGCCUCACUAGUCAAGGAUUAUCUCGGUCUAAUGUCCGCCGUAGACAAUCCAACGCCAGCUGGCAAAGCGGCAUCGUUCAUAAGUCUAACCGAUAACAAGGUAUAUGUUGAGUUUGAAAUUGUUAGCAAACGCCUGCGACGGCGCGUCUUGGAGGCAGUGGCUCGGGAACGGCACGGGGACGACGGCGUGAGGAUUGUGCGCCUACUCCUAGAUAUUGGAAAGAUGGAUGAGAAGCAGAUAGCGAAGGUGGCCAUGAUGCCAAAUAACAUUGUUCGGCCACUCCUAGCGGCGCUGUCAUCCGACUUCUUGAUCUCAACUCAAGAGGUACCCAGAAGCGCUGAUCGUAAUCCCACUCGGACAUUUUAUCUAUGGCACGUUGAUCUACACAAGGCGUAUUCUGCGCUAUUAGGAAACCUGUACAAGACGCUGUAUAACGUAGGCAUGCGGCGACAGGCAGAACAAGAGGAACCGACUGUGAAAGCGGUGCUGGCAAAGCGGGAACGGACGGAUGUGGCUCAGGAUGAAAACUUAUUGUCGCGGAUGGAGCGAGAUGUGCUUAAGGAGUGGGAGACGAAACGGGAGAAGCUCACUGUACUGGAGAUGAGGGUGGAAGAAGCCGUAUUUAUCCUUAGGGAUCUUGACAAGGUUGGAAGCCAUGAGGACAUUUGAAUAAAAUAAUAUUUAC
Molecule: messenger RNA, 1746 nt
Organism: Suillus clintonianus
Lineage: Eukaryota; Fungi; Basidiomycota; Agaricomycetes; Boletales; Suillaceae
Exons: 10
Coding region: 42-1730 (562 amino acids)
Biological process (GO): DNA-templated transcription
Cellular component (GO): RNA polymerase III complex
Molecular function (GO): single-stranded DNA binding
Source: RefSeq, a predicted model, not a curated record